CAGAAAGUAAACAUCAUAAAAUUUAAUCGUGAAUUUUAAAAUUAUUAAGUGAAAGAUAUGUUUAAAAAUACAUUUCAGUCAGGAUUUUUAUCAAUCCUUUACAGCAUCGGCAGUAAGCCUCUACAAAUAUGGGACAAAAAGGUGCGAAACGGACAUAUAAAGCGAAUAACAGACAAUGACAUUCAGAGCUUGGUAUUGGAGAUAAUCUCAAGUAAUGUAUCAGUGACGUUUAUCACAUGUCCAUCAGAUCCCAAAAAGACUCUAGGAAUUAAGCUCCCAUUUCUGGUCAUGAUCAUUAAGAAUCUUAAGAAGUAUUUCACAUUUGAAGUUCAAGUUCUUGACGAUAAAAAUGUUAGAAGGCGAUUUAGAGCUUCAAAUUAUCAAUCAACGACGAGAGUGAAGCCAUUCAUUUGCACGAUGCCGAUGAGACUUGAUGAGGGUUGGAAUCAGAUUCAGUUUAAUUUAUCAGACUUCACACGACGUGCCUAUGGUACAAAUUAUGUAGAAACCUUGCGUGUUCAAAUUCAUGCCAAUUGCCGAAUAAGACGUGUCUAUUUCUCCGAUCGCUUAUAUUCCGAAGAUGAGUUACCAGCUGAAUUCAAAUUAUUUUUGCCAAUCCAAAAGCCACAGCAGUCAAAAGUUCAAGCAACACAAUAAAGUCACCGAUAAUUUUCAUAUUUCAAUAUAUAUUUCCAGCACCGAUUGUUUUGUGAUCUUCAAGCGAUAAACAACAAAAAAUAUUUUAAAAAAUCACCAAAUUUGCUCAUUUUAAAUGCACAGAACAUCAAUGUCAUUGCGAAAAAGGUAUUAAAUAAAUUUUGUAUAAAAAUUGAAGGUGAGAAACGAACUUUUUUGCAACAUUUUGUGCACUUAUCAAACAGGAUAUACCUAAUAAUAAAGAAAUUAUUUUUGACUUAAGGACAUACCC
This is a messenger RNA of Chironomus riparius, 928 nucleotides long. The record is from the annotation of a GenBank genome assembly. Lineage: Eukaryota; Metazoa; Arthropoda; Insecta; Diptera; Chironomidae.